AUCCGCAGAUCUCCUCUCAGCUCUAUAUACAGAACAGAUCUACACAGCGAAUACCGUCCAUAGCAGGACUCGUAGUGAGGCUCGGACAAGUCCAGACGUAUCCCAGUGUUGUACUGAGCUCAGUCUACGACAUUUCUACAGUGUAUUCUAUCGGUCCGACCUCUCCUCCUUAUACUCUGCCUAUUCCGUCCAUAUCCAGCAUCGACCAUAGUCUGAAUGAGAAGAUGGACCAAGGGGGAAUCAUCACACCCGAAUCCCGGCCGAGCCCUUGGGGUUUACCUGCAAAGCCUGUGAAUCAGUGCUCGUUGGCAGAAGUCAUGAGCGAAGAGCUGGCUAGAGAGCUGCAGCUGGAGGAAGAGAGACAUGUGUCCCCAGAAGAAGUACUUGCUGAUGAAGAUGCUUUCCUAACCAGUGAGAACAUUGCUACAUCAAGUGAUGAGAAGUUGGCUCAGAUGCUUCAGAUGCAGUUUGAUAAAGAGUAUGAUGCUCAGCUCACAAGAGAGGAGAAGAAAUUUAAUGGCGACAGUAAAGUCUCCAUAUCCUUUGAAAACUAUCGCAAGGUGCAUGCGUGUGAAGAUAGUGACAGUUCAGAGGAUGAAGUUGAUUGGCAGGAUACACGCCAUGACCCAUAUAAAGCUGAUAAACCAACCACCACCCCUAAAAAAGGAUUCAUUGGUAAAGGUAAAGACAUUACAACCAAACACGAUGAGGUAGUGUGCGGCAGGAAGAAUACAGCUCGGAUGGAGAACUUUGUUCCAGAGUUUCAAGUUGGAGAUGGAAUCGGAAUGGAUUUGAAGUUGUCCAAUCAGGUUUUCAAUGCGUUAAAGCAACACUCAAUCUCUGAACAGCGCAAGAGUGCCAGAGUGCAUGACAAAAAGGAAGUGUCAACAACCGAAAAAGCGGUUGACCCCAAGACUAGACUGCUUUUGUAUAAAAUGGUGAAUGCUGGGAUACUGGACACCAUUAAUGGAUGUGUGAGCACUGGGAAAGAAUCAGUUGUGUUUCAUGCUAAUGGAGGAAGCAUUGAAGGCCAGGAAAUACCUGCUGAAUGUGCCCUUAAGGUAUUCAAGACAACGCUAAAUGAGUUUAAGAACAGAGACAAGUAUAUUAAGGAUGAUUACAGGUUCAAGGAUCGUUUCAGCAAGUUGAAUCCACGCAAGAUCAUCCGAAUGUGGGCAGAGAAGGAAAAGCAUAACCUGAAGAGAAUGGAGAAGGCUGGCAUUCCUUGCCCAGAGGUUGUUAUGUUAAAGAAGCAUGUCCUGGUCAUGUCUUUUAUUGGGAAGGAUCAGGUACCUGCUCCAACCCUUAAAGAAGCUAAGCUUGGUGUGAAAGAAUCCAACGUUGCUUAUUUCCAGGUCCUUGCUAUGAUGAAGCAGCUUUAUGACCAGUGUAAUCUUGUUCAUGCUGAUCUGAGUGAAUAUAACAUGCUGUGGCAUGAUGGGAAGGUCUGGCUUAUUGAUGUCAGUCAGUCAGUUGAGCCUACACAUCCACAUGGACUGGAAUUUCUGUACAGGGACUGCAGGAAUGUGUCACAGUUCUUCCAGAAAUGCGGUGUUGCAGAGACUCCCAAUGAACGUGACCUCUUCAAUAUAGUCUCUGGGCUGAAUAUUACUUCUGAUAAUCAAGUGGAUUUCCUGGCAGAGAUUGAAGCCCUGGAGAAAAUCAAUGAAGAUCAUGUUCAAAAUCGUGCAAAGAAGGUUUCUACCUUCCAGAAGGAUGACGAUGGACCCCCCGGACUAUAUGAUGAAUAACCCCGAUGUGACGCCCGUACAGAGUUACUGUACAAAAACAUGGCAAAAAAUGGUUGCCGUCUCCUGGCGGCAUUAACGCAGUGCUUCAUUUCCCUGCCUAAUGCAGGUUGGAAGUGCUGAUGCAGAUCGCCACUCACCCUAGAGAACACAGUUUCCGACCCAGAGUACCAUGUCUGCGCACAACCCUCCAACAUGGCUUGGAAGGGCACCAGAAGUGCAGACUUUGCUCUGAGAGUUUUUAUGAAAAAGAUGGUUCAAUUGCUUUGCUUCUCAUUGAGCCAUGUGACAGCAGAUGGGUUGAAUCCAGAAAAGUGUGUUUAGGGUGACUGGUUAAAAGAAAAAAAUAAAUAGAUAUUGUGAACGUGAAAUAACUUUACUAAGGCGUUGAGAGUGAAGGGGAAACAUUUUUGCUCCAAAUUUGAGCAAAAAUGCAUUUUAGUAACUUCUGGAAUGAUACGAAGCUGUCCAAAGGGUGCUGACAACAUUGAUAAAU
Nanorana parkeri is the source of this 2244-nucleotide messenger RNA. It is a transcript of the gene RIOK3, whose product is annotated as RIO kinase 3. The transcript has 13 exons. Bases 225 to 1751 code for a protein of 508 amino acids. Lineage: Eukaryota; Metazoa; Chordata; Amphibia; Anura; Dicroglossidae. Gene Ontology annotation, molecular function: protein serine/threonine kinase activity; ATP binding. The record is from RefSeq and is a predicted model, not a curated record. Gene Ontology annotation, cellular component: preribosome, small subunit precursor; cytosol. Gene Ontology annotation, biological process: maturation of SSU-rRNA; protein phosphorylation.